Molecule: messenger RNA, 1575 nt
Organism: Aspergillus melleus
Lineage: Eukaryota; Fungi; Ascomycota; Eurotiomycetes; Eurotiales; Aspergillaceae
Product: cytochrome P450
Exons: 3
Coding region: 1-1575 (524 amino acids)
Molecular function (GO): oxidoreductase activity, acting on paired donors, with incorporation or reduction of molecular oxygen; heme binding; iron ion binding
Source: RefSeq, a predicted model, not a curated record
AUGUCAAUCACAAGUGACUUUCUGACUGCUUUCUCCCUGCCCGGGGCCUUGCUGCUCGGUGUUCUGUGCCUGACCACCGGAUAUGUCAUCCACCAAGUCUGGCUUCAUCCUUUGGCCAAAUACCCCGGUCCGUUAGUGUCGAAACUCACGCACCUCUACUCCGUUUAUCAUGCUCUCAGGAGUGACCGCCACGCCGACCUCUACCGACUACACCAGCAAUACGGCCCCAUUGUACGCUUCGGCCCAAACCAUAUCUCUAUUAAGGAUGUUCGAGCCUUGGAACCGAUCUAUGGGCACGGGGCAAACGUCAGGAAAUCCCGCUGGUAUAGCUCCUUCUACAGCGUGAGCAUCUUCAACGCCAUCGACAAGGAUGUCCACGCCCGUAAGAAACGGGUUAUGUCGCAGGCUUUUUCAGACCAGGCCCUCCGCGCCAUGGAACCGCAUAUUAUCUCUAGCAUUCGAGAAUGGUGCGGUGCGAUCGGGAAAGAUGCAGGCUCCAAGAGCAAGAGCGGUGGGUCGGACAGGUGGACGGAGCCGAAGGACAUGGCGCAUUGGAGUGCCUGUAUGGUCUUUGAUGUACUAGGGGAGAUAUGUUUCGGACGGAGCUUCGAGACGUCGACUAAAGAGGAGAACCAGUUCUUCUUUUCACUGAUGGCGUUGAAUGUGCGCAUCUUGAAUAUUUGUGGCCAGCUGCCUAUUCUGAGGAAGUUCGGGCUUGAUACCUACCUUCGUCGAGGGACGGCGGCGAGCCGCGAGAGGCAGAUCCGAUUCUCGCGAAAGCAGUUGGCUGAUCGGCUGGCGAUUGAUUCGGAGAAGACGCAAAGGAGAGAUAUUAUCUACUAUUUGCAAAAGGCUCGCGACCCUGAGACGGGGGAGGCGUACUCGCAGCCAGAGCUGAUUUCGGAGGCUACUUUACUGAUGGGAGCCGGCUUCGACACAGCUAACACAGCCCUGGCCGCAACAUUCUACUUCCUUUGCAAACACCCCCCUGUCCUCACUCGCCUCUCCACCGAAAUCCGUACUGCAUUCUCUACCCUAGAGAGUAUCGUCUCCGGCCCUACCAUGCAGCAAAUGGUCUAUCUCCGCGCCUGUAUAAGUGAAAGCAUGCGACUCUGCCCUCCCGUUCCUAUGGAUCUACCCCGAGAAGUCCAGCCGGGCGGUCUGCGCGUCAUGAACCAAUAUUUCCCUCCCGGCACUAUAGUCGGCGUCCCGACUUACUCGCUGCAUCACGACGAGGCGUACUUUGACGAUCCGUUUGCCUACCGGCCCUCUCGCUGGCUGCUUCAUGGUAGUCCGGUCUGUCAGGGCGACGAGGGUGUUAGCGCGGAGAUCCUUGCCCGGCAGAAGGAGGCAUUCGUGCCGUUUAGCUUAGGACCGAGGGCCUGUAUUGGGAGAAAUGUAGCAUGGAUGGAGCUGGAGGUGGGGCUCGCGAGGGCGCUUUGGUUGUAUGAUAUUCGAAUUGCGCCGGGUAGGGAGCAUGUUGGUGUCGCCAAGCGUGGUGGGGAGUAUAUGAUUAGAGAUAAUUUCGUGGUGGGUAAGGAGGGGCCGAUGGUUCAGUUUCGUCAGAGGGGUUGA